ACACAAUUCUCUCGCUGGAGGUGGAAGGUUAGGCGCAUUGGGGGAAUCCCUGUCGCUCAGCUAAGUCCAACGUGACAGGCCCCACUGCAGCAGUGACUACAUACUGCUGGGUGUCAGUAGAGGUUCCAGCUUUAGCGAGUCGGCGAGGUGGAGAAUUCAACUCAACAGUCGCUGCUGUUGUUGCGCUGUGAGUGAGGUGUAGGCCGCACGCCUAAGAAGCUUUUGCAUCAGAGCCUUGGUAUCUGGGAUCCAUGGCGCCGGUCGGCUUAGCCUACGUCGUGGCUUUCCUGCAAGCAAGCGGUGCCAACGCGUUGCUGUUCGGCGUGUCGCAUUACCCGCACCUGCAGACAUCAUGCUUGCCACGAGGACGCGCACAGCAGCGCCAGGGCUUGACGAUGGUGCGGGUGGACAAGGGCAAGGGCGGCGGUGGGUGGGGGUUUCCACGACUCUGGGAUGGGCGUUUACGACCAAGAAAAGGAAAGACGAUAGAAGGGGGUAGCGCGGACAACGAGGGCAGGACCUUUCGCGCUCCGGUACCGGCACUUCCGGUAGCAGCAGCGGCGGGGGUGGAGGGGCGGUCCGUUGGUGGUGUUGAUGUUGGUGUCGACGGUGAUGGAGGUGCGUUUCGGGGAAGGAAGGAAAACUCGGAGACCGACAUGGGAUUUGAGCUGUGUAUUUGGCGAUCGUUCGGAAGCUUCCGAAGGCACGUGGGAGAGACGUUUCUCAGCAGUAGAGAAAAAGCAAAGGCCCCGCGAGAUGCCUGGCGGUACAUGGGUACACUGGUACGCUCUCAAACGGGUGUGCUGCUAGCCAGCGUGGUGACCCUCGUGCUCGCGGCCGCGUGUGAGGUUGCGGUGCCGCACUACUCCAGCAGGGCCCUUAACGCCGCGGCGUUCGCCAACGACCGCGUGGAGUUCGCCCGAAGUUUGCAAGGCAUGGUAGCCUACAGCCUGCUGGCUUCGGUUUUCACGGGGCUUCGGGGAGCGUGUUUCUGGCUUGCGGGGACGCACGUCGUUGCCAAAGUCAGAUUCGACCUCCUGUCUUCGCUGCUGAAGCAAGACAUUUCCUUCCACGACUCCAAUGAGACCGGCGCGCUGACGUCCCGCUUGGCUUCUGACACGGCGAAGAUCAGCAACGUGGUCAGCUUUCACGUCAACAUUCUCUGCAGGCAGGUGAUCCAGGCCGUGGGAGGUCUUGGAUACCUCUACAUGCUGGAGAGGCAGCUUGCCUGCGUCGCCCUGGUCGGUCUUGUGUUGGUCGGGGGCAUCACCACCGCUUACGGUCGCUUCUCGAGGCGGAUAUCCGCCAAGGUGCAGACCGCGCUCGCGGAGGCCGGGAGCGUGGCGGAGCAGAGCUUGUCCCUCAUCAGGGUGGUGAGGGCGCACGCUAACGAGCAGCACGAGCAACGACGGUACGGGGGCAAGAUAGGCGACUCGGUGGAGCUGCAGGAGACGCAGGGUAUCGCGUACGGCGUAGCCAGGGUGGUGAUCGGCUGGAGCCAGGCAUGUACAGCAGUAGUACCAUGCAUUGUUACCAUACCAGAGACGGGUAGUGCGCGCGUGCUCUCGUAG
Molecule: messenger RNA, 1571 nt
Organism: Ectocarpus sp. CCAP 1310/34
Lineage: Eukaryota; Phaeophyceae; Ectocarpales; Ectocarpaceae
Source: the annotation of a GenBank genome assembly